Messenger RNA from Nicotiana tabacum (common tobacco), 2821 nucleotides. The record is from RefSeq and is a predicted model, not a curated record. NCBI's taxonomy places the organism in Eukaryota, Viridiplantae, Streptophyta, Magnoliopsida, Solanales, Solanaceae.
CUUUGGUCAGUAUGAUUAGUACAUGUAUUGAUUGGUACGCAACUGCAAGUGCGCGAUCUGAUGGUCUUCUUCUGCUUUGUGGAGGGAGGGAUGCCAAUAGUGUGCCACUGGCCAGCGCAUAUGGACUUGCCAAGCAUAGAGAUGGGCGCUGGGAAUGGGCCAUUGCUCCUGGUGUGUCACCAUCCUCUAGAUAUCAACAUGCUGCCGUUUUUGUUAAUGCUCGGCUCCAUGUAUCUGGAGGGGCACUUGGUGGUGGACGCAUGGUGGAGGAUUCAUCUAGUAUAGCAGUCCUUGAUACUGCAGCAGGAGUGUGGUGUGACACGAAGUCUGUUGUCACUAGUCCUAGAACUGGCAGAUACAGCGCAGACGCAGCUGGGGGAGAUGCUGCAGUUGAAUUGACCAGACGUUGUAGACAUGCAGCUGCUGCUGUUGGUGACUUGAUAUUUAUUUAUGGUGGUCUGCGUGGUGGGGUAUUGCUAGACGACUUGCUUGUUGCCGAAGACUUUGCCGCUGCUGAAACAACUAGUGCAGCUUCACAUGCAGCUGCUGCAGCUGCUGGGAGGAUAGCAGGAAGGUAUGGGUUUGGUGAUGAAAGAACAAGGCAAACAGACCCUGAGGUAAUUAAUGAUGGCUCAGUUGUACUGGGAACUCCCGUUGCUCCCCCUAUAAAUGGUGAUAUGUAUUCUGAUAUAAGCACUGAAAAUGCGACGCUUCAAGGAUCUCGGAGACUCAUCAAAGGUGUUGAAUAUCUAGUGGAGGCUUCUGCCGCAGAAGCUGAGGCUAUUACUGCUACCCUAGCAGCUGCAAAAGCUCGACAACAAGGUAAUGGAGAAGUUGAACUUCCAGACAGGGAUCGUGGAGCAGAGGCAACGCCAAGUGGAAAACAGGCGCCUACUUUGAUCAAGCCCGAUUCUAUCUUGUCAAAUAAUUCUGUCCCAGCUGGAGUCCGGCUACAUCACCGUGCUGUGGUUGUAGCUGCAGAGUCUGGUGGAGCUCUUGGUGGCAUGGUACGACAGCUUUCGAUUGAUCAGUUUGAAAAUGAAGGCAGGCGAGUCAGUUAUGGAACCCCAGAAAAUGCAACAACAGCGAGAAAACUAUUGGAUCGUCAAAUGUCCAUCAACAGUGUUCCCAAAAAGGUGAUUGCCCAUCUUUUGAAGCCUCGAGGCUGGAAGCCGCCUGUUCGGCGGCAAUUUUUCUUGGACUGCAAUGAGAUGGCUGAUCUUUGUGACAGUGCCGAAAAAAUAUUUGCGAGUGAACCUAGCGUUUUACAGCUUAGGGCUCCUAUUAAGAUAUUUGGUGACCUGCAUGGGCAAUUUGGGGAUCUUAUGCGUCUUUUCGAUGAGUAUGGUUCCCCAUCGACUGCUGGGGAUAUAUCGUAUAUUGACUACCUCUUCUUAGGAGAUUAUGUUGACAGGGGCCAGCACAGUUUGGAAACGAUAACUCUUCUUCUUGCUUUAAAGGUUGAGUAUCCCCUCAAUGUACAUCUAAUUCGUGGGAACCAUGAAGCUGCAGAUAUUAAUGCGCUUUUCGGCUUUCGAAUUGAGUGCAUCGAACGGAUGGGUGAGCGAGAUGGAAUUUGGGCAUGGCAUCGAUUUAAUAGAUUGUUCAACUGGCUUCCUCUGGCAGCAUUAAUCGAGAAAAAGAUAAUCUGUAUGCAUGGUGGUAUUGGAAGGUCAAUUAAUCAUGUUGAACAAAUAGAAAAUAUCCAGCGUCCUAUCACUAUGGAUGCUAAAUCAAUUGUUCUUAUGGAUUUAUUGUGGUCUGACCCAACAGAAAAUGAUAGCGUUGAAGGAUUAAGACCAAAUGCAAGAGGUCCAGGAUUGGUCACUUUUGGGCCUGAUCGUGUGAUGGAAUUCUGCAACAACAAUGAUCUUCAACUGAUAGUCCGAGCGCAUGAAUGUGUGAUGGAUGGAUUUGAACGAUUUGCUCAGGGACAUUUAAUUACACUUUUCUCAGCCACUAAUUACUGUGGUACUGCUAAUAAUGCUGGUGCUAUCUUGGUAUUGGGUAGAGAUCUUGUUGUGGUUCCAAAACUUAUUCACCCGCUGCCGCCAGCAACAUCUCCUGAAACUUCACCUGAGCGGCAUAUAGAGGACACUUGGAUGCAGGAGCUAAAUGCUAACAGACCACCUACACCAACUAGAGGACGUCCUCAAGUUGCCAACGAUCGAGGUUCUCUCGCUUGGAUUAGAAUAUAGUUCGAUUAUUUUGCUAUACUUCCAGGCUCAUGCUUACAUGUAGGAUUUCCAGUGAUAUGUACAUAGCAUGACACCAUUCAGAGAGUUCCACGGAGAUACGUAUCCUCUUGGGAAGUUGGAAGGCUUGAGGCACCUUGGGGAUUCUUCCACAGAAAAGAUGCUUUCAGAGGAUCAGAUUUAGAUAUUGGAAGUUGCAGGCACAUGGAUACAUCAUGAUGCAGAGCAGUUCGGGGUUUCUGAUAGGUGCCCUUUGUACAUUGAGCCACAAGCAGGUAGAAGGAUUUUAUCAUGAUGCAGAGCCAGUUCCUGGUGGUUUUUUUUUUUUGUAUUUUAUUCCUUUUUAAAAGCCAGUUCCGGGUGGGUAGUGCUGGGUUUUUAUUGUAUUUUGUUCCUUGUUAAUCCUACAUAUUUUUUUCCCUCGUUUAGGGUGUAUCAUUUUUGUCUACGGUAGAAGAGGACUCGAGUCGUCCCCCACAUAUGAUUGCUGAGAUUUAUAAUCCUGAAGAUAGCUGUCGUAAUUCAUGUAUCAUAGAGGUGGUUGCUUUGUGUAAUUGUAUUGCUGCCUUGUAAAAUGUUACUUCCACGUGGGCAAGAAAAAGAUACGAAUAGCUGCUCAUCUACUA